Molecule: messenger RNA, 5420 nt
Organism: Venturia canescens
Lineage: Eukaryota; Metazoa; Arthropoda; Insecta; Hymenoptera; Ichneumonidae
Exons: 22
Coding region: 1554-5297 (1247 amino acids)
Biological process (GO): lipid metabolic process
Source: RefSeq, a predicted model, not a curated record
UAACAUAACCUAAUUUGAACGAGAAGCGACGCGUUACUUAUGAACACAAUUGCGUCGAGCGAAAACAUAAAAAUUUUGGAAUUUUGCAAAUAUCAUUAGUAACGGUUUAAAAUCAAGAAUUUUUUAAGAAACGAAUAUAAAUAGAGACUAAAACUUACCGGAUUGUGUUGCCAGUACGCAUUCUCACCCACUGAGGAAUGGGCCUGUUUUGCUUGAGUUUUUUCGCAAGCUUUCGCUUGAUAAUGAACGUCUUGUGGGCCGCCUGAAAAACACAAUAAAAUUCCUUAAUAUAUCACGUAUCUCACGCACCAUAAAUCGAAACAAUUAUUCCUCUGAUGUCGUUGAUUAACGUGGAUUUAAACAGAACAUUGAAAAAACUCACCAUGUCGACUCCUUGACAAAACGUGAAGAAGAGAAUUUCGUUGAAGAUUGAUGCUUGGCGGCGCCACUAGCGCAGGGUACAGAGCUAAUCAAAUGCACAUCUGUUAAUCGAUCGAAGCGUCACGAGCGUUCGAUGCUGAAAGUACUGUUGGAAUAUUACCCGCCAUCGAGACUUCCGAACUAUCGAAAUCCAAAGUUGUUUGGAUUCUGAGUCCGUUUAUUCGACAACAAAAAUGUACUAAAAUUAUUGAACAAGCGAGCCACUAUAGUUCUUACUAUUAAAAAAUAAUGAUCAUCUAAUUGUACAAAUUUUUUUGACUCCGAACUAAAUAUCGUUAUAAGUGCACAAAUAUAUGGAUAAAAAAAUAACCUGCGAGAAUAUUCUCCCAAUCGCCAUAACCAAAAAUCGAACGUUAUACUGCUUCAAAGUCUUUUCGGCCUCUCGUAGUAAAUCUAAACAAGUUGAGAUUUCAAAACAAUUGUAAUUUCAAUAAAAAUCAACAAAACCUUUUUCUGUCUCGUCUGAAGUUUAAAAAAAAAAAAUAAAAAAAAGGAACCUCCGGUCGAUCUUUCAUCAACGUUCUCAAUCCAUUUAUCAUCUCCCGUGACCCCGAAGCACGUUAGCCGCGGUACAGCGAGAAUCGGUGCAAAUUGGUGGCCAAAGGAGCGAGUGUCAGAUGCGGGGAACCGGUUGUCCCGAGAAUUCGGUGUGCCGAAAGUGUAUCAAGGUCGCGAGCUCCCUUUGAAACAGUGCAUUUGAAAAGCUUCGCGUCCGCGCACGCACAAGACGAAAAAUCACGCAUUCGGAGUUCAAUGGCCAAGGUCAAGGGGGACCACAAGACCGCAUGCUUUUUGGCGUUGAUGGAUCUAGAUGCUCGUCGAAUUACAAUUAACAUCACAAUACCUAACAGUCCCGGGUCUCGUGUCGAGGCUGAUGCUGGCAUUUAAAACCAACGAAAAAAAAUAUUCGUUUUUUUCUUUCUUUUUUUUUUCAAUGUGCCACAGUCUUCGCGAACGGUCGCUAAUCGGCGGCUCGUUUCUACAGAAUAUAAACGGAGGCUCGAAAAAAAAUUCAUUCGAAACGAUGAUUGUCUUUCGCCGAGUAAACUCCUCCUGCAAUCGGCGUGUGUAAUCGCGGGCGACGAAAAAGCAAAAACUAUACGCGAGUGCGCAUGUGUACGCUAUUUAAUCCAUUUCAUGUGUGCAGCGGAGUUUUUAUUUGGACAAACGAAAAAGUGCUCGGCUACCAUCUCGAUAUGCACCGACUUCCGGCACUCGAUUCACUGAUGAUAACGAUGAUAGUGCUAGUCACGUUUCUCACAGGAAGUUGGCCCAAUGUUUCCGCGCUUGGUGAGGACAUUGAUCGGCCAAGCACACACUAUGACGCAAGUGAACUCGCCGGACCCCGACGACGGAAUACCGAAACAUUUGUCGAAUUAGUCGAGAGAGAGGGAUACAUCGCCGAGGAACAUGAAGUGACGACCGAGGAUGGGUACAUUCUGUCGAUACACAGAAUACCGGGUGGCCCUAAGUCACCGAUGGCACGUGGGAAAUCACCCGUCGUACUCAUACACGGACUUUUAGCAGCCUCGGACAUUUGGGUUCUACGGGGCCCGGAACACGAUCUUGCGUAUCAGCUGGUGGACAAUGGUUAUGACGUGUGGGCAUUGAAUUCACGAGGAAAUUACUAUGGCAAGCGUCACAAGUACUUGUCAGUGAAAGAGUCCCAUUUUUGGCGGUUCAGUUGGCACGAAAUCGGUACUUUCGACAGCGCAGCAUCGAUUGAUUAUAUUUUAUCGUUGACGGGAAUGCCGAGGGUCUCAUUGGUCGGUCACUCAAUGGGCAGCACGGUCGAGUUGGUUCUCCUUUCGAAAAAGCCGGAAUACAACGACAAGAUCCACGUUGCCUUGACGUUUGCACCGGUCGCUAUAUUCACCCACUCACUGCCGGGUCUCGUCAGCAAGCUCGGUAUUCGUUUCGGUAAACACAUAGAGGAAGCGCUGAAGCUUCUCGACAUGUUCGAGCUGUUUCCACGCGACGGAAUGGACCUCACGUUCUACGUCUCCUUUUGCCAGCGUCCGAGGAUUCGAGUGUUAUGUCAGAGCCUCGCUUCGUAUCUCUUCGGGCUGACGAAUUGCGAGGAAUUUGACGUGUCGAUGCUGCCACGUCUGCUGAAUCACUAUCCUCAAGGAACCUCCAUCGAGACGCUGCUGCAUUAUAGACAAAUUGUUAUGAGCGGAAAGUUUAAGCAGUACGACUUUGGGCCAAUGAGCAAUUAUCUUCGUUACAAGAGUUUCGCCCCACCGGAAUAUCCGCUCGAGAACAUAACGGCACCGCUGGUACUUUAUUACGCUCCGAACGAUCCUUACACCACAAAGAAGGACACAGAAGCUGUACUAACGAAAAUCCCAAACGCCAUAUCGAGAGAGAUUCCCUACUCUAACUUCGGGCAUCUCGAUUUCCUAUUCCUCAAAGACACGAAGAGGCUGCUCUACGACGACGUUAUCGAGGUGCUGGAUGGCUACAGGACGAUCGGAUUCAAUGGGCUUGGAAGAGACGUCACUCUCCUCGUGCGGAGUCACUGCAUCUCGUUGGAAAUGUCGACGACACAGCGAGCUCUCGUGAAUCAUAUUUUUCUGGCUAUCCUCGCGGCCUGCACCACCACCGAGGCAUUCAACGACAGGAAUCCUGAUAUUGACCUCAAAACGCCGGAGCUGGCUACUAAGUACGGUUAUCCUUUGGAAGCUCAUAAAGUCGAGACAGCGGAUGGCUACGUGCUCGAAAUCCAUCGCAUUCCUCAUGGACGCAUAGAGGAGAGUCGGUGGCAGCGGGAUGCUGGAAAAGUACCGAUUCUUCUGCAACACGGUUUGGCGGGGAGUUCGGCCGAUUGGGUUAUUUCAGGUCCUGGAAAAGCUCUCGCGUACAUCCUGGCGGAUGAAGGAUACGACGUUUGGUUGGGAAAUAAUCGUGGAAACAUCUAUUCGCGUCAGAACCGUUUUCUAGUGCCGGAGAAUCGCACGUUUUGGAACUUCAGCUUCCACGAGCUAGGCGUUUACGAUCUACCGGCAACCAUAGAUCACGUUUUAAAAGUAACGAGGCGACAAAGACUCCUUUACAUCGGUCAUUCUCAGGGUUCGACCCAGUUUUGGGUAAUGACCUCGGUCAGACCGGAAUACAAUGAUAAAGUCGCACUGGCUAUUGGCCUCGCACCCGCAGCCUUCACCGGUAAUCUCCGAGGACCGAUUACCCAACUCGCUAGACUCACGUACUUCGGUGUGUGGGUCGGCGAGAGGUUUGGUUGGCCGGAGCUGGGCUCGAGAUCCGAGUGGGGAAAAUUCGUCUCGAGCUUCUUGUGUCACGAAGGUGCGCCCACCCAGGUUCUGUGCAGCAAUACACUUUUCCUGGUGGCUGGAUACAGUCAAGGCGAACUGGAUUUGGCGAACUUGACUGUCAUCAUCGGCCACGUGCCCGCAGGAGCAUCUUGGAAACAACUCGUGCACUUUGGGCAAGGCUACAUGCGUCCAGGAACUUUCAGAGCUUUCGAUUACGUCGAUAAGAAAAAAAAUUUGAGACUGUACGAUUCUCCUAUACCGCCUGAUUACGAGUUGGAUAAAAUAACCGCUCCGGUUGCCCUCUUCAGCAGUGAUAACGAUCGACUCGCUACACCGGAGGACGUCGGCUUACUGAGCUUGAAGUUAAGGAACAUCGUGCUCAAUGAGAAAGUGCCAUCGAAUAACUUCAACCAUUACGACUUCCUAUGGGGAAAAACAGCUCCGCAGAUGAUAUACGAGAAAAUACUUCGAUUACUGGAAAAAUAUCGGAGAGAAUUGAUCGAAAAGUAUGGAUAUCGAGGCGAAACGCACCAAGUGACAACCGAGGAUGGCUAUGGACUGGAAGUACACAGAAUCACGGGGACGAACUCGAAUCCUGGAUCGAAAGGAAAACAGCCGAUUUUGUUGAUGCACGGAUUGCUCACUAGCUCGGUCGAUUGGAUUAUCACGGGUCCUGGCAGAGCUCUCGGAUACAUUUUGGCCGACGAAGGAUACGAUGUUUGGAUGGGAAAUAAUCGAGGCAAUACUUUUUCCCGUGAGCACAAAAAGUAUUCGGUAUUGGAGGAGGAUUACUGGAAAUUUUCGUGGCACGAGGUUGGAUGCAGCGAUCUUCCGGCGAUGAUAGAUUACAUUUUGAUAAAAACGAAUAAAACUGAGCUCAUCUAUACGGGCCACAGUCAGGGGACGACAGAUUUUUGGCGCAGUUUUCGAAUAACCUUGAAGUACGAUGAUAAUCCGAUGGAAAAUGAGAAGGAAAUAAAAUUUAAAAAAAACUCAAGUUUUUUCAAAUUUCUACCGAAUUUUCCGACAAUUUUCUUUCAGAAAUUGAUGAGCCUCAUUGGGUUGUACGAGUUCGAGCCAACGAGCGAGCUGUUGAAAGAAUUAAUAUCAUUCGUAUGUGAGAAUGACUCUCCGCUGCAACGGGCAUGUGAAAACAUCAUUUUUCUCGUAUCCGGAUUCGGCUCGGAUCAGCUCAACACGACUAUGCUCACAUCGAUACUGGCCCACGUACCGGCGGGUGCCUCCGUCAGGCAAAUUAUUCAUUAUGGCCAAGUGGUCAAAUCCGGAAAAUUUCAACAGUACGAUCAUGGCUGGGUGAAAAACUGGAGAAAAUACAAAAGCUUGAGACCCCCGCUGUACGACCUUUCGAGAAUCAAAGUCCCGGUAUCUUUGCAUUACGCAUCCAACGACUGGUUGUCUGAUCCAAGGGACGUCGACCAUUUAUACCGGGAGUUGGGCAAUCCAAUCGGCAAAUUCAGGGUGCCUCAUGAAAGCUUCGGACACAUUGAUUUCCUGUGGGCAAAAGACGGCAAGGAAUUACUGUACGAUAAGAUUGUUAGUUUGAUGAAAAAGUACGCGAAUUGAGGCACGAGACAUGACGAUUUCGAGAAACUUUCAUUCGCCAAAAGUUUAUUUCUAUUUCGGGUUAUUCGAUCGAAAAAAAGCAUUAAUCGAAAAGCUUUUUCACCUCGAACGUCGAAGUUUCAG